GACAAUACUGGAAAGGAAAGAAGGUCCUAUUGAACUGCCAUGAAUUCUAUGUAUUAUAUAUAUGGCAUAAAUGAUGAACCAUAUGACGCAGGCAGGCAUCUAACCAUUUCUAAGUUGCCGUCCAAUUAAUUAAUUUUCUUUUCAACGAUUACUGAAUGAAUAUGGAUUCUCUGUAUAUUCGGUCACAUCAAUCCCAGAUAAUCUUGUACGCAAUAACCGAUUAAAAUACAAAUUAAUCUCCUCCACGGUCAACCAUCUUGUUCAUCCUGUUCUGUUCUGUAUUUAUAAUGGUUUUCUGGAUAUAUAUUUGUCCUUCAAUUCUCAAUUUGUAUUCACAGAAUGAUCAGUCUUGUAUCAUUUUCCAUAUGGUGUGUGUUGUUGUUGGGAGUGGGAUUGGGAUGGGUGGUUUCAGACCCGCAAAUCAAUCUGUUGAACCAGGGUUGCAGUCAGUACAACGCGACGAGCUUUUCAGUCUUCAACAGAAACUUAAACGCCACUUUUGUGGACUUGAGAGCUCAACUCACCAGCAACAAUUACUUUGCUACAGCCCAGCAAGCUGAUGGCACGGACCCUGUCUACGCCAUGGCUCAGUGCAGGAACUACUUGUCCAAUUCUGACUGCAUCGCAUGCUUCGACUCUGCCGCUGCCAGAAUUCGCAAUUGCUCUGCUGCUAAUGGUGCUCGUGUCAUCUACGACGGAUGCUUCCUCAGGUAUGAGAGCAACAACUUUUAUAGUCAAGGGACACUGGAGGGGAAUUUUGGGAUAUGUGGGAAUCAAACAGCAUCAUCAGCUGCUGCAACUGGUUUUGAAUCAAGUGGACAAGCACUCUUACAAGAUCUUAAGGUUGCGACCCCAAGGAUCAAUGGGUUCUUUGCAGCAAUUACAAAGGAAGUUGUUGUUGGAAAUGGUGUUGGCCAAAUAGUGUAUGGUGUAGCACAAUGUGCUGGAACAGUUGAUCGACAGGGUUGCCAAGAUUGCUUGGAUGUGGCUUAUAACAACAUUGAGAAAUGUCUUCCUUCUACAGAAGGGAGAGCGAUCGAUGCGGGAUGUUUCUUGAGGUACUCUGAAGAAGCUUUCUUUGCUGAUAAUCAGACUACUAAUAUCUUGCCCUUCCUGAAAGAAGGAGGUUCAAGUAGAACAAGAGCAAUCAUUGGUGGAGUGGUUGGAGGAGUGAGUCUUCUUUUGAUUAUUAUUGCAUUACUUGUUUGGUUUAGACUAAGGAGAAAGCAGACAGCAACUACAAGAGGUAACAUACUAGAGGCAACUGAAUUGCAAGGCCCAGUGAAUUACAGUUACAGGGAUUUGAAAACUGCGACCAAAAAUUUUAGUGAAGAAAAUAAACUUGGAGAAGGAGGAUUUGGAGAUGUAUACAAGGGUAUUCUCAAGAAUGGGAAAAUAGUGGCAGUCAAGAGACUAGCAAUAAGUGCAUCUCGCAGGGCGAAGGCAGAUUUUGAGGGCGAAGUGAAGCUUAUAAGUAAUGUUCAUCACCGGAAUCUUAUUCGACUUCUUGGAUGCAGUAGCAAUGGACCAGAGCUAAUCCUUGUGUACGAAUACAUGCCGAACAGCAGCCUUGAUAAAUUCUUAUUUGGCCAAGGGCGAGGAUCACUGAAUUGGAAACAACGGUUUGAUAUAAUCAUUGGAACAGCAAGGGGUCUCGCGUAUCUUCACGAGGAUUUCCACGUAUGUAUCAUACAUCGCGAUAUAAAAUCAGCCAAUAUUCUCCUGGAUGGUGAUUUUCUACCCAAGAUAGCAGAUUUUGGCCUUGCAAGGCUUCUUCCUGGAGACCAGAGCCAUCUGAGCACUAAAUUUGCUGGAACACUGGGAUAUACAGCACCUGAAUACGCAAUCCAUGGACAAUUAUCAGUGAAGGUUGAUACAUAUAGUUUUGGCAUUGUUGUCCUUGAAAUCAUAAGCGGCUUAAAGAGCAAUGAAAUGACACAAGAUCCAGAAGCAGAAUUCCUUCUCAAACUGGCGUGGAGACUCUAUGAAAGUGAGAGACACCUAGAAUUGGUGGACGACAACUUGGAUCCGAAUGAAUAUAAUGGUGAGGAAGUGAAGAAAAUCAUAGAACUUGCUCUGAUGUGCACUCAGUCAUCAGCCAGUUUAAGACCAACAAUGUCUGAAGUUGUUGCUGUGCUCAAAAGCAAAGGGAUUUGGGAGCAUACACCUCCUACUAGGCCUACCUUAGCAGAUUCUAAUGAAAGGUUCCGCGAUGACACAAACACAUCUGGCUCAUCUACGUCAAAUGCCACCGCAUCUAUUAGUCAUGUCUCAGCUCGCUGACUUGUUUCUUUCCCUUCUUUUCCUUCUCAUUUUUGUCUUUAA
Molecule: messenger RNA, 2325 nt
Organism: Tripterygium wilfordii
Lineage: Eukaryota; Viridiplantae; Streptophyta; Magnoliopsida; Celastrales; Celastraceae
Product: cold-responsive protein kinase 1-like
Exons: 8
Coding region: 340-2283 (647 amino acids)
Biological process (GO): protein phosphorylation
Molecular function (GO): ATP binding; protein kinase activity
Source: RefSeq, a predicted model, not a curated record